UUUGGUCUUCACGGUGAGGAGGCGGACGCCGGAGCUUGUUUCUCCGGCAGAGCUGACGCCUAAUCACGUCAAGUGUCUAUCGGACAUUGACGAUCAGGAUGGCUUGAGGUUUCAGAUCCCAAUCAUACAGUUCUACGGCCACCAUCCGUCCAUGGACGGGAGGGACCCCGUGAAGGUGAUCCGAGAAGCGCUGGCCAAAGCUCUGGUGCUUUACUACCCCUUCGCCGGGAGGCUCCGGGAGGGAGUUGACCGGAAACUUAUGGUGGAUUGCACCGGGGAGGGGAUCAUGUUUAUGGAGGGCGAUGCUGACGUCAGGCUGUCGGAUUUUGGAGAUGCCCUACAACCUCCAUUUCCAUGCACGGAUGAGCUUCUUUAUGAUGUUCCUGGCUCGGGUGAUAUUCUUAACUGCCCUUUGCUUCUCAUUCAGUUUCAGGUAGAACUUGAAGGUCGCUGCCAUUGCCCGUUGCUUCGGGAGGAAUCAAGGGAAGAAGACGUGGUUCGUGCUUCUCCCGUUCUGUUUUAAAAAUAAUUACAUUAAUGCUCAUGGAUAAUAUUUUCUGAAUAAUUACUUUGGGGGCUUGCAUGCCUAGUUAUGCCAAGUGUGGCUUGAACAAUUGUAUUAAUGCUUCCGCUGUUUU
Cuscuta europaea is the source of this 638-nucleotide messenger RNA. Lineage: Eukaryota; Viridiplantae; Streptophyta; Magnoliopsida; Solanales; Convolvulaceae. The record is from the annotation of a GenBank genome assembly.